Megalops cyprinoides (Indo-Pacific tarpon) is the source of this 2313-nucleotide messenger RNA. RefSeq names its product chemokine (C-C motif) receptor 6a (gene ccr6a). Lineage: Eukaryota; Metazoa; Chordata; Actinopteri; Elopiformes; Megalopidae. Gene Ontology annotation, molecular function: G protein-coupled receptor activity. The record is from RefSeq and is a predicted model, not a curated record. Gene Ontology annotation, cellular component: membrane. The coding region runs from base 141 to 1277 and encodes 378 amino acids. The transcript has 2 exons. Gene Ontology annotation, biological process: immune response; G protein-coupled receptor signaling pathway.
AAGAGAUUUCCUUCUGGCAGAGACGGUGCUGGGGACAGGUGCGUGUCAUAGAGGACAGUGGAACCUGAAGCCAAAGCAGCUGAAGAGACGAGCAGGCCGACCUGCUACCGGGUGGUCUGAUCUGACUUGAAGGGCAGAGGAUGGAACUCACUCCCACAGAGCCGUACGAUCUGUACGAUGGCUUUGAGGGUUUGUGUGAGAUGCAGCGUAACGAUGCGUUGCUGCAGGUCGUCAGACCCUACGUGCAUUCCAUCAUCUGCCUUCUGGGGCUGCUGGGCAACAUUCUGGUGAUCGUCACAUACGCCUUUUACAAGAGGGCCAAGUCCAUGACGGACGUGUACCUGCUGAACGUGGCGGUGUCGGACAUGCUGUUCGUGGUGGCCCUCCCGCUCAUCAUCUACAACGAGCAGUACCACUGGGUGAUGGGCACCUGGGCCUGCAAACUGCUGCGCGGCGUCUACAGCGUCAACCUGUACAGCUGCAUGCUGCUGCUGGCCUGCAUCAGCGCGGACCGCUACAUCGCCAUCGUGCAGGCCCGCAGGUCCUUCCGCAUCCGCUCCCGCACCCUGGUGUACAGCCGGGUGAUCUGCGUGGCCGUGUGGGUGCUGGCUCUCUGCCUGUCCAUCCCAACCUUCGUCUACAAUGAGGUCUACAAAGACAAACCCUCCGAAUUCAGCCCCAACUACCACCUGGAAAACGUGACCUUCCUGGACGUGCAAGAGGAGGACAGCACAGACGUGUGCUACGUCAGGUUCGAGACGAACGACACAGCACGGCUGAUGAAGAUCCUGGUGCCCAGCACGCAGGUGGCCGUGGGCUUCCUACUCCCCCUGCUGGUCAUGGGCUUCUGCUACUCCAGCAUCAUCUGCACCCUGCUCCAUGCCAAAAACUUCCAGAGGCACAAGGCGGUCCGCGUCGUCAUGGCGGUGGUGGUGGUCUUCAUCGCCUGCCACCUGCCCUACAAUGCCAGCCUCCUGUACAACACGGUGGUGCUGUUCGAGCAGCGGGAGUGUGCGGACGAGGAGACCAUCGCCAUGGUGCUGACCGUCACCGAGACCCUGGCCUACUUGCACUGCUGCGUCAACCCUGUGCUGUACGCCUUCAUUGGGGUCAAGUUCCGCAACCACUUCUGCAAGAUCCUGGAGGAUCUGUGGUGCCUGGGCAAGAGGUACAUCUACACCAGGCGGUCCUCACGGGUCACGUCCGAGAUGUACAUCUCCACUCGCAAGUCCACCGAGGGAUCCUGCAACGAAAACGCCUCGUCUUUUACCAUGUGAAGAAACGUUACUGCAAAGCGUGUGCGUGAAGGUACUGACACUGCAUCCGGCAGUGCAUCUGCUUCAGAUUGGAAGAAAUGGAUACCCAGAAAAAUAACUGAACCCACAUUAAACAAAUAGAAAAUCUGGUGGAAUGUUGGAUACUAUCUUAUAUUUUGUACAAUUAAGGAAUAUUUUACAACACAAUGGGUUAAUCCAAUCAAAAAUCUGAACAUUUUACACAAUGCCCUCUUUUAUAAGCAUAAAAGGACCAUCUUUGUUUAUUGUAUGACUAUAUCUUCUUAUUACACGAGUCAUGUUGCUUCUCUGUGCUGCAGAUUAUCAGCUGUGAUUUCAGUUAGACCUCUAACAGCGUGCACUUUGACAUUUUGUAGCGAAAGUCAAGUAUGUGUUCAGUGUGACAAGCCAUUUAUCUCAAUUAGGCCUUGUGCAAAGAGAGGGUCUGCAAGGUGGUGUUAGUACAGUUGAGGAAAGAAAUUAAAAUGUCAUAUUUGUAAACAAAAGAUUAUUAUAAUGACUUACAUAUUCAUUAGCAUACACUGAUUAUCUUUAGCAAUUUUGCUUACUGUCUCUUGCAUAUAUUUUUAACUUUUUUCAGAUUACAUUACAUUACUGUCAUUUAGCAGACACACUUUUCCAGAGUGACACACGUUACAAUUUCUUCUUCUUCUCUCAUCCAUUUAAAUAGGCAGAUAUUUAAUGAGGGUUAAGUACCUUGUCAAAGGGUACAGCAGCAGUGCCCCAGUAGGGAAUCAAACCAACAACCCUUCAGUUACACGCCCUACUCAUAGUCACCGCUGUGCUACACUGCUGCCAAAUUUUUCCAGAUAAAUAUCGUGGGCCGUGAAAACACAGCUUUCUGAGGACCAAACACAUGCCAGCUAAAUCCCCUUUAGAGAAGACACCCCCUGAAUUAUAAAGAGCACAGCAUUAGGGCUCAGAUGCAUGGAGAGGCCAUGUCUGACUGGCUGUGUAUAAUGCCAUAGUUGGAUUUUUCUGAAUAUAUAUUUUUGUAUAGAUACACGCUGUACGUGAC